AUGGCUAUUCCCUACCCUUUCACCAGCCUCCUCCUUCUCCUUGUUGUGCCCAUUUCCCAGGCUGUGAACCAGUCCCCACUGCCCCUUGGCUCCCUGCCUGCUGUCCCCACCCUGCCCCUCCUGCAGGCCCUGCAAACGCGGGCUCCAGGCAGCCCAGGCUGGCAGGCGGGGCCAGCCAGUGGGCAGCCCCUGCGCUACAUGCUGAAUCUGUACCGGCGUGCUGCUGACCGCGAAGGCCGACCCCGCCGCAGCCGCAGCCUAGGCACCAACACCAUCCGCCUGGUGCAGGCCAGUUCCCAUGGGGGUCAGCCCUGGGCAGGUCGCUGGUACUUGCAGGCCCUCACCUACCACAUGGAGGUCCAGCCAGAGGUCGAGCACCUCCUCAGAGCUACUGUAGUCUACCUGCCCAGUUUGUCACUGGCCCACAGUCGCCUUCUCUGCGCUCUGGAGCUGGUGAUGGCUGGUGAGGCACCCAGGGUACUGCUCAGCCCUACUGCCCGUCCCCGUCAUGACUGGGCCGAGGUUGAUGUCACCCCUUACCUGGUACUGGGGAACAGCAGCAUGGGGAGCCUGGCGCUGUGGCAUGUCUGUGUGCGUGCUGGCCGAGCAGGAGGCCACGAUGCUCCUGUGGCCCCUGGCCACCCUUUCCUCCUUCUCUACCUUAAUGAUACUCAGGCAGGGUUGGCAUCUCUGGCAGCAGAGCACCGACACCAACGUGAUACAGGGACAUUGGCUCAUGACCUGCCCAAGUACCUGCGGGAGCAGGGAGGGGAGAAGAGUGACUGUUCCCUCUGCCCCUUCCCUGUCAGUUUUGCACAGCUGGGCUGGGACCACUGGAUCAUUGCUCCUCACCGCUACAACCCACGCUACUGCAAGGGCACCUGUCCCCACCUGCUCCGCUAUGACUUCCACGCACCCAACCAUGCUGUGGUGCAGAGUUUUGUCCAUCAGCUUGUGGAUGCCGCUGUGCCCCCGCCCUCCUGUGUGCCCUAUCGCUACAGCCCCAUCAGCGUCCUCACGCUUGAGCGCAAUGGAGACAUACUGUACAAGGAGUAUGAGAACAUGAUUGCAGAGUCCUGCACUUGUCGGUAA
This is a messenger RNA of Camarhynchus parvulus, 1092 nucleotides long. It is a transcript of the gene BMP15, whose product is annotated as bone morphogenetic protein 15. Gene Ontology annotation, molecular function: cytokine activity; growth factor activity. Gene Ontology annotation, cellular component: extracellular region. NCBI's taxonomy places the organism in Eukaryota, Metazoa, Chordata, Aves, Passeriformes, Thraupidae. Gene Ontology annotation, biological process: BMP signaling pathway; SMAD protein signal transduction. The record is from RefSeq and is a predicted model, not a curated record.